Morus notabilis is the source of this 2728-nucleotide messenger RNA. Its product is annotated as homoserine kinase. The transcript has a single exon. The record is from RefSeq and is a predicted model, not a curated record. Bases 113 to 1219 code for a protein of 368 amino acids. NCBI's taxonomy places the organism in Eukaryota, Viridiplantae, Streptophyta, Magnoliopsida, Rosales, Moraceae. Gene Ontology annotation, molecular function: ATP binding; homoserine kinase activity. Gene Ontology annotation, biological process: L-threonine metabolic process.
AGGGUUUUGUUUGCUUCUCUCUCUCUCUCUCUCUCUCUCUCUCUCUCUCUAUAUAUAUAUAUACAUAUAUGUUACUGUCUCCAAAACCCUACCCUUUUUCUCUCUUUCUCCAAUGGCGUUCUGUUGCCAAUCUCCCAUCAAAACUGUGACAAUCCCUCAACCGAAAGCGUUCGCCAAGACCAAACCCCUGUUCAGGUGCAACCUCUCCCUUCCCUCUAGAUCCCCCCUCACCAGCACCGAACCCGAACCGGUCUACGCCUCCGUCAAGGCCUUCGCGCCUGCCACCGUCGCCAAUCUUGGCCCAGGCUUCGACUUCCUCGGUUGCGCCGUCGAUGGCGUUGGCGACUUCGUCUCCCUCAGCAUUGACCCCCACGUGCAUCCCGGCGAGAUCGCCAUCUCGGAAAUCACCGGCGACAACGCCAAGAAGCUCAGCAAGAACCCGCUCUGGAACUGUGCCGGAAUCGCCGCCAUUGAAGUCAUGAAGAUGCUCGGCAUCCGCUCCGUCGGCCUCUCGCUCUCGCUCGAGAAGGGAUUGCCUCUCGGGAGCGGCCUUGGGUCCAGCGCUGCCAGCGCCGCAGCGGCAGCGGUGGCGGUGAACGAGAUUUUCGGAGGAAAGUUAGGGCUUGAGGAGCUGGUAAUGGCGGGUCUCAAAUCGGAGGAGAAGGUCUCCGGUUACCACGCGGACAAUAUUGCGCCUGCGAUUAUGGGAGGGUUCGUCCUGAUCAGCAAUUACGAGCCUCUGGAGUUCGUCCGACUGAGCUUUCCCGAGGAAAAGGAGCUGCUUUUCGUGCUGGCGAGCCCGGAAUUCGAGGCGCCGACGAAGAAGAUGCGGGCGGUGCUGCCUUUGGAGAUCGGGAUGCCGCACCACGUGUGGAAUUGCAGCCAGGCGGGGGCUCUGGUGGCGGCGGUGCUGCAAGGGGACUCGGCGGGGCUGGGGAAGGCGGUGUCCGCCGAUAAGAUCGUGGAGCCGAGGCGAGCCCCGCUGAUUCCCGGCAUGGAGGCGGUGAAGAAGGCGGCGAUCGAGGCCGGGGCAUUCGGCUGCACCAUCAGCGGAGCCGGGCCGACGGCAGUGGCUGUGACGGACAAUGCUGAGAAGGGGAAAGUGAUUGGGGAGCGGAUGGUUGAUGCCUUCUUGAGAGACGGCAACUUGAAGGCGGCGGCGAGCGUUCAGAGGCUCGACCGGACCGGCGCUAGGCUUAUUGGUAGCAUUCCCAGAUGAAUUUUGCUGCUUUGUUCACGUUCUCACUGUACCUUCCAUCUGCUACGGCUUUCGCUUUGUAAAGAUGAAUAGGAUAAUAUGGCUUUUGCGCAAAUUCCUUGGAAGCUUGCUGUGGUGUGGAAGAAGUGGAUGAAGUUGGCUCUUUGAUGUUUGUUGCAAUGUUGGAUGCCAUUUUUCAACUGGUAAUCUUGUUUCAUUCAACGAACAUUUUCUGUUUUCUUCCAGUUCUCUUGUAACAUCAGUAAUAAAAAUGGGAAAAGAAAAGCGAUUGUCUUGAAGUUGAACAGUGAUGAGUAUAAGCACCAUACUUGUAUUUUUUGUAGCACUUGUUUUAUGCGUUGUGGAAAUAAAAAUGAGAAUUGUCUUGAAGUGAUAUUACCUUGAUAUCACCUUUACUCUUUUCUAUUUUUUGGCAUCGGUUGGUGGGCAUUUCUUUGCUCCAUAUUCUCAGAGAUCUUGAAUCUAAUGUGGGCUUUUGAGGUGAACCCAUCUGAAGACUCCUGAUGUUGAUGUGAGAGUGAGACCAAGAACCAAUUUCCACGCGGUUGUUAGGUGGCUAUAAGUUUAUAUAUAAUUGAAAACAUGGAUAUUUAAUGUGCUCAACAAUCACACGGUGGUUUUGACUUACUAGGGUGAAUUUUGAGUAUGACUGCCUUUGUGUUAACAUAUGAAAUUCCAUUUCCUGGAACCAGAGAGUAUGGUCCGUGGCUACCGAAGACGAUUAAAUAUCCAUCAAGUUAAAUAUGGCCUUCUUAUCUGGAAAGGGGGUAUAGUAAGAUUUUUCAUAUUCAAUAGUUAAUAGAUAGUUUGGUCAACAAAAGUUGGAGCUCGACGGGUCCUGUUAUCAUUUCUUUUUGUGCUUUGCAAGGGGAGAAUCCGAUUAAAGGCCCUCCCUCCCACCGACAAACUCUAAUGGAUCUUCCAUUGAUGUGUCUCCUUGUCAAACCUCCUAUCUCUAUUGUUCUCUUUGCCUCAUCCUCGUGUAUAUUGAGCUGUGUCAUCAUCGUCAUGGUCUCUUGGCGAAUAGCUUUGAUUCUAUGGUACCACCACAUCACAACAAGAACUAGUAGUACCUCACAGCAACCACAAUCCCGUCCUCUGUGUCGAACCGAGGCCUCGACAGGAAGAGUCUCCGAUCUAUCCCCAGAAUUGCACACCAGACAUCAAUCAAUGGGAAUCUCUUGGAAUGUGCAAUCUGCUCGACGGAGUUUGUGGAUGGAGAUGUGAUGAGGGUGUAGCCUCACUGUGGCCAUGGCUUCCAUGUGAAGUGCAUUGAUAGGUGGCUUAAGUGCCAUUCCUCGUGCCCGUUUUGCCGUCAUAUUCUGGCUGUGGGAAGGUAUCAGAACUUUCAAAGGCUCUGAGCUACUCAGGAAGGUUGACUUUUGAGAGCAUACUUUAUAUGUCGGGGUUACUGCCUUUCAUAUCUUGUGUUACUGCUAAUGUAUCAUUAUGUACUCUGAUCCAAAUCAAAUGUCAAUAUUUGUUACCCUUUUUGGUUUUCCUUUUUAA